Dunckerocampus dactyliophorus (ringed pipefish) is the source of this 3746-nucleotide messenger RNA. Its product is annotated as ADP-ribosyl cyclase/cyclic ADP-ribose hydrolase 1. Gene Ontology annotation, cellular component: plasma membrane. Gene Ontology annotation, molecular function: NAD+ nucleosidase activity; phosphorus-oxygen lyase activity. Bases 457 to 1326 code for a protein of 289 amino acids. The transcript is spliced from 10 exons. Gene Ontology annotation, biological process: positive regulation of B cell proliferation. The record is from RefSeq and is a predicted model, not a curated record. NCBI's taxonomy places the organism in Eukaryota, Metazoa, Chordata, Actinopteri, Syngnathiformes, Syngnathidae.
UCUUCCACCGGCAUUUGCAGUCACUACUUCUCAAGUCUUGUGUUUACGAACCAAAAUGUAUUUUUAAUUAAUUUAUGGGAGCAUACACGUCGUAAACCAAGGACCACCUGUAUGUACAGCACCGGUUUUCCUUAAGAUGGCGUCCCUCUUCCCAAAAGACAGCCCUCGUGUUGUCAAAUUCUUCGUGGCACCAUAAUGAGAGUCAUGCGGAGGCACUAUUUGCAACAGGGGCCGUGGGGGAAAACAUCUGUCUUUUCCGCCAAUGUCUCUCCGUGGGGGUCAGGGAAAGUCCGCUUUGACACUCAGCAUUGUCGUCCACGAGUCCUGAGAAGAGACACUUUGUAGGAUUCUUUCAGGACGAUUAUUUCCUGGGUGAAGCAGUGCACAUCACCAUGGAGCCAGGAAUACUGUGUCUUCUAGUUUUGCAAAACUAACGAGAAGGCCCCCUCUAUCACCAUGACAACCACCCUCAAAACAUCGUCAGUGAUCUUUAGCGCGGCAGCAUGUCUCCUUGUGCUUUCCAUGUGUCCCUGUACACUGCCAGCGCAUUUCGGCACGACUCCCAACAUCAAGCACAUCGUGGUGGGAAGGUGUUUCAGUUACAUCACACUCGUUAACCCCAGCGUUAGGUACGACUGUGAGGAGAUCUGGCAACAGUUUGAGGAGGCGGUGGUCCAGCAGCCGUCUUGCGGCGUGGCCGUGGAGGACUACCGACACAUGUUCCAAGCCAUGCCACAAACGUGGGCCUGCGACCGGUUCCUUUUCUGGAGUAAGACCAGGACACUCAUACACGACUAUGCGGCUGUGGUGCGUCACUUUUGGACACUGGAGGACACGCUGGUCGGUUACAUGUUCAACGAUCUCAUUUGGUGUGGUCAACAGGAAGACUCAGAUUUCAAUUUUGGUUCCUGUCCUCAGUGGUCGGCGUGUAUAGAUCACCCCGUGUACUCUCUGUGGAGGCAAGCUUCAAAAGAUUUUGCAGAAACGGCAUGUGGGAACAUCACUGUCUUACUCAAUGGGUCCAUUGAGGAUGCAUUCAACAGGAACAGUAUGUUUGGAAGUGUGGAGCUGGACGGUCUGAAUCCACACAGGGUGAACUAUGUCAACAUCAAGGUGGUGGCCAACCUGGAUGGACCAUUUAUAGAAUCCUGUGAUCGAGGUUCCAUCGUGGACCUGAUCCACAUCCUCCGGUCCAGAGGUUUCCGCUGGACCUGCUCAGACAAUGACCGGGUCCUGAUGAUCCUGCAGUGCAUCCAAAACCCGGAACACUCGUCCUGCAGGACAUGCGCAGACAGCCUGUCACACGGAAAGACGACAUUACGUUGAACUCACGGCAACUUCGUUAUUGUCCGAACUCACCCGUGCUUAGUUAGCUUCCAAGAUUACGCAAAAACUACUUGACCAAUUUCCAAAAAAUGUUGUAAAGUGGAGAGAAAAAGGCAAAGAAGGCAGACAAUGUUUUUUUUUGCUUGGCAUAUUUUGUUUGGCAUAUUUCAACAUUUUCCCUUAAUGAGUUUAGAGCAGGGGUGUCCAAAACGUGGCUGGGUGCCAUUUAUCGGCCCUGAGCACAUUUUAAAAAUACAAUUAAACAAGAAAACUACCAAAAACUGCAAGAAAAACAGAAAUAGAGCUGUAAUUUUACAAUAAAAAAAGUAGAAAUAAUAAAAUAAAGUCGUCGUAAUACUAUGAGAAAAAAAAAAUUACAAUAAUUCUCAUAAUACAGUGGAACCUUGGUUAGCGUAAUUCAUUUGUUCUGGAAGGUCCGAAACGGAUGUUAUCCAAACAAAUUUUUCCCACAGGAAAUAAUGUAACUCCAAUGAAUCAGUUCCAGAAAGCCAAAAAUGCUGAUUGUUAUUUAGCUAUUUAGCUCGCUAAACAAAAUGGCAACCGGAACCGAAAGUUACUUCACUAGUCUAGGAUGUCAUCAGUGGUUGUUAACACAACUGUAGUUUUACAGUUAUUGUUUGACAUGCAGAAAACAUUUCCAAAUGCAUACAACACAUAUCUUACCUUCACUGAAGACGUGAUUCUUGACGUGACUGUAAAAAGGAAGCUGGUGGUGGUGGUGGAUCUUGUUGCCACAUUGUGUCUUUGGUAACGUCUUCAAUUAAGUUAAAAAUAACCUUAAAUGCUAAUUUCACCCUUACAGUUGUCAUUUGUAUGUAUUUAGAAUAGUUUUAUGCAUGUAAAACUAUAAUUAUAAAACUAUAAAAACGAAUUUUGUGGUAACAUUUUUGAGAGUCCACCACUGAUGACAUCAGAGAUGAGCGACGUGACUUCCGGUUCUGGUUGCCAUUUUGUUUAGCUAGCUCAUAGCAUGCUAACAAGGAAGGACUGUUUGUGAUUAAAAUACAUAAAGAACACAUUUGGACUCAUGCAGUGUGUUAAUAACACAACAAGACCCGAGCCAUAUCGUACGCUAAGCAGAAAAUGCCAGCAAACCGAGGCAUAAUUGGGGCGUAAACUUUCUAUGUUAACCGAAAAACACACUAACUGGGGUGAACACUAACUGAUCCACUGUAUUAGUGACAAUUGCAUUUUUUUUUUUAAUUAGGAUCGGGAAAAGUUGUGUUUUUUUCAAUUUCAUAUUUUUUAAUAUGGUUUUAUAACUCAAAUUUAAUAUUUUUAAAAGAUUUUUUGGUUUUAAACAUAUUAGUUGGGUCAUCUACUGUAUUUUGAACCUCCAUUUAAAACGGGAUUCAAAAUCAUCAACAACAAGUCAAUAACAAAUAUGCAGGAGGCGUGCGGCUGUGAGGUGUACAAUUUGGACUCUGAUCCAAAUUAGGCCUUUGCCUUGGGCCUUGGCAGAGGUCUGUGCUCUUCUAGUUUCUCUUUAAAGGUCCCCUAUUAUGCAAAAGUGACCUUUUAAUGAUGUUCUAAUAGUAAUAUGUGUGCCUCAAGUGUGUUUAUGAGCCGCAAACAUCUUCCUCACUUUUUUGCUCCAGGCGCUCAAACGGUUACUUUUGUAGUUCCAUGAAGGGAAAACCUUCUUCCUCGUGGACAUGAUACCACCUCUGACCCACAACUACUUCACGGAGGAUUGCAAAACAAAACAACAGGCUUCGCUACACAUCUUAAGAUAAAGCCCUGCCACUAGAGAUGUUUUCCAUCUGCAUCAAAGCAUUAUUGCCUUUCGAUGGCCUUCAGUAUGAAGAUGUGUACGUCAACUUUUAAGAAAAGACCAAUCCUGACGCAAAUUCUGGAAAAUCUUUUUUUUUUUUUUGCUGCCAGUUAGCCGCUUUGCGUGAUUCCCCCCCCCCCUUCUUCAUCCUCGACUUCCUGGAAGCGUGCGCGGGGCGUGAGUCAUCUCGUCUCAGAAGAGAAGAUUGUGAAAGGUGACAAGCCAAUGUGUGACUUUCCCAUCGUAAACACCAGAGAACACCAUGUUGUGUUCUUAACCGGGGGGGGGGACAAACACUCCAUUCGCAAUGGCCCGGCACGUUUUUAACACACCCAGGAAGACACACACACGCACUCGAGAGGCACAUGAACGCAAGUGUCCGCUGUAAAAAAUGAGCAUUUCUGCUGUACUAUUUUUUGGGGGGGUGUAAAUUUUCUCGAGUGAACACAUUUUUAUUUAAUUUGAGUGACGCCUUCCUUUCUGUCAAAUAAACAAUUUCGUAUUAUUCCUUAUUUACUGACUUUAUCCUGUCCUAUUUCAUUGAAUUUCAUAUUAUUGAGGUAUUUUGAAGUACUUGAUUCCAUUUUUAUUUCACUUCAAUUUAUAAUUUUUUUUAUUCACUCAC